AGUGACCCCUUGCGACACACCAUGGAGCGCCCGAAUCGACCAAACGCUCCAAAUCCAAUGGAUAUUGAGGAAGAGGAGUUCGACGACGAGCAAAUCGAUGACCAAGCAGAGCGAGACGGUUGGAAUGAGGUGAUAGAUAAUGUUGGAGAAUUUGAAGAUGAAGAAGUAGAUGAGGAAGUAGAUGAGGAAGAAGAUCAUGCAGAAGAUGAGGAGAGAGACACAGACGAUGAAGUAGAGGGUUUCGACAAAGAAAUAGUCAGCGACAUUGAUGAUGAAGAAGUACCUCAAAUCGACUUUGGAUAUGAUAAAAAUGGAGAUCCCCAGCAGCUAGAAUCACCUGCAUUGCAGAGAAUCGAUGUCGGCAUAGUCCUUGAUGAAUUGCUGGAAACCAUCGAAGAAUCUCAUAAAGAACGAAUUCGUGUGAUUGACGAAACCCGGAGCAAAAAAGAGGAAAAUAUUCCAAGGAUUCCCAUAGAGUUAGAAGUCAAAACAGCCGUGUCGAGCCAUCUACAAAGUAUUCGAAAAGAAAUGGUUGAACAGGAAAAACACGAAAUUAAAAAGUUAUACGAGGAAUUUCUCUUGCGUACUGAAGUUAUGGAUCGAGCCAUCAAACUUUGCGACGAAGACCCGGUUAACUUUCAGCGUGAAUUGAAAUUCUUCCGAGACGAGCAGAAUCGAAUUAAGAAAAUUGUAUCAAGCCGGAAAUAUAAAAUUGAAACAGAGGAAGAGCGUCGGAAGGAUCUACGACUAGUUGGUAACCGUAUCUACAAUCUAUUUACGGAGCUGGAACGAGACAAACGGAUGCUUAGUAAUCAGCCACCGGGCGCUGAGGAACGUGAGAGCCCUUCCAAUGACAGAGAAGAACUACGAAAUUGGCUCAGUUUGAUGCUGGCUCAACAUGAAGUGUUAUUGAUAAGAACUGACGAGUGCGAGGAAACAUUUGAUAUCAAACAUCACAGAAUGAUCCAGCAACGAAUAAAGAAGAAUCUUGAGGAAAUGCUGGCAGUGGAAAAUGAAUUCGACAACGAUUUAAAUUUCAAACUUUUUCGUCGAUUGCUCAUCGAGGAAGAAAAAACCCAAUUUUCGCGUACUAUUCUGUAUAAUGAGAUAAUGCAACAAAACCACCGAGAUGGAGAUGUGCUAUUCGGAGAAAUUACCAAUACGCUCAAAAAAAUACUUCAUCAAAUUCAUCAUGAAGUUUUAGGAUUCGAAGAAUAUUAUUCAGAGAAGCAUCCUGAAAAAGAUGAGCAAAAGGAUGAGGAUUUGAAAAAUGAACCUGCGGCUAGAUCUGAAGAUCCACAAGACUCGAGGGAAGAUGUUGGGAAUGAGCCUUCAAGUAGCAAUUCAGCAUCGAAUAUUGGAGAUCAAACCGGAGAAGCUUCACAAGAACCACCACAAAGAUCACUAAAGCGAGGCAAUCAAGAUGAGAUGCCGGUUGCCAAGAGGACAAGACAAUGAAAAUAACUUAAUUUUUCUACUUUUUCAUUGUCGGUUCUUUGCUCUUUUAUGAUUUUAAACCAUUUGGAAUUUUCAAGUCAGAUAUUAUCUUGAUAUUAUCCUUUAUUUUCUGUAACUUUUUCUCAAAAUUUAAUAAUUUUUUUUGAACUCACAGUAAUUUAUUUUCUACUGUAUACUACUUACAGUAAGCUUAAUUUAUGAUAAUUUUAUUACAAAAUGAUUUAUUUUCCAAAAGUGUAUUAAAUUUGAUUCUUCCUUGGUUCCAGCUUAAACUGAAAAAAAUAAAUAAAUAAUCAGAAAGAUAAAUCAAAU
Messenger RNA from Caenorhabditis elegans, 1770 nucleotides. RefSeq names its product DUF4200 domain-containing protein (gene F02H6.2). The coding region runs from base 22 to 1458 and encodes 478 amino acids. The transcript has 5 exons. The record is from RefSeq and is marked reviewed. NCBI's taxonomy places the organism in Eukaryota, Metazoa, Nematoda, Chromadorea, Rhabditida, Rhabditidae.